Messenger RNA from Gopherus flavomarginatus (Mexican gopher tortoise), 828 nucleotides. Its product is annotated as zinc finger protein 239-like. The transcript has a single exon. Gene Ontology annotation, biological process: negative regulation of transcription by RNA polymerase II. The record is from RefSeq and is a predicted model, not a curated record. Gene Ontology annotation, molecular function: DNA-binding transcription repressor activity, RNA polymerase II-specific. NCBI's taxonomy places the organism in Eukaryota, Metazoa, Chordata, Testudines, Testudinidae. The coding region runs from base 1 to 828 and encodes 275 amino acids.
AUGCGGACACAGUCUGAGUGUGGGGAGAGCAUAGCAGGAACGCGGGAUCCAAUGGCCUACAGAGGGAUCCAUGCACAGGACACAGUCCAUCCCUGGGGUAAACUCAGCCAGAGACCAGACCUGGCUACACACCAGAGACACCCCAUGGGCUGGUGUCCCCAUCACUGCAUUGACUGCAGCAAGAGGUUCAGCAACCCCUCUGCGCUGACCCAGCACCAGCACAUGCACACCAGGAAGCGGCAGCACCACUGCGCUGACUGUGGCAAGAGCUUUGCAGAGAGCUCAAAGCUGAGUAUACCUCAGCACACUCACACCGGGGACUGGCCGUAUCAGUGCACCAACUGUGGCAAGAGCUUUGCACACAACUCAAGCCUGACAAUACACCAGCGCGCACACAUUGGGCAGCGGUCACACUGCUGCACCGACUGCAACAAGGGCUUUGCACAGAUCAGACAUCUGAGAAUACAGCAGCGCACACACACUGGGGAGCGGCCGUACUGCUGUGAUGAGUGUGGCAAGAGUUUCAUCAUUGCCACUGCGCUGACCAAACACCAGCGCAUGCACACAGGGGAGCGGCUGCACCACUGCGCUGAGUGCGGCAACUGCUUCGCACAAAUCUCACAACUGAGAAUGCACCAGCGCGCUCACAUGGGGGAGUGGCCGUAUCAGUACACCAACUGCGGCAAGAGCUUUGCACGCAAUUCAAGCCUGAGAAUACACCAGCGCACACACACUGGGGAGAGGUCACACCACUGCACCGACUGUGGCAAGGGCUUUGCACACAACUCAAGCCUGAGAAUACACCAGUGCGCACACACCGUGGAAUGA